GGGCAAAAAUUGUGUCCUAAGGCGAUGGAAAACUACGUGGCAUCGAUGGUGCUGAGCGCAGUUGGUGACACGCUGGGCUAUUACAACGGGAAAUGGGAAUUCCUACAGAGUGGCCUGGCCAUCCACAAGGAGCUGGCGGAGAUGGGGGGACUUGGCAACCUCAGCAUCCAAGGUUGGAAAGUCAGCGAUGAUACGGUGAUGCACUUGGCCACGGCUGAAGCCCUGGUAGCUGCCGGGAAAACCCCAAAUUUAGAGCACCUCUAUUCCCUGAUUGCAAAGAACUACAAGGAGUGCAUGAAUUACAUGAAAUGCAGAGCUCCAGGUGCCACGUGUAUGGAAAAUGCGCUGAAGCUGGAUCCGGGGCGGCCGGACAGCUGGAGGGCCCCGUUCAGCCCCAGGGGGGGAGGCUGCGGGGCUGCCAUGCGCUCUAUGUGCAUCGGGCUGCGUUUCCGCCUCCCCACUGAGCUGGACACCCUGGUGCAAGUCAGCAUCGAGAGUGGCCGAAUGACCCACCACCAUCCCACUGGCUACCUGGGGUCCCUGGCUUCAGCCCUCUUCACGGCUUUUGCAGUGAAUGGUGUCCCCCCCCCAGCCUGGGGGAAGAAGCUGCUGGAUGUGCUGCCACAGGCAAAAGCCUACGUGCGGGACACCGGCUUCUUCGUGGAGGAGAACAUGGAGCAAUGGCAUUACUUUGAAGAGCAAUGGGAAAAAUACCUGGCGGAGAGAGGCAUAUCAGAUGGGGUCUCGCAGCCCACCUUCCCCCCUAAGUACGGCGUGGAAGAGAGAGACUCGUUCUACACCUCCCUGAGCUAUGACGGCUGGGGAGGCAGCAGUGGGCACGACGCCCCCAUGAUCGCUUACGAUGCGCUGCUGGGCGCGGGCGACUCCUGGGCAGAGCUGGCUCACCGGGCUUUCUUCCACGGGGGCGACAGUGACUCCACUGGCACCAUUGCGGCCUGCUGGUGGGGGGCCAUGCACGGCUUCCGGGGGGUCAACACCUCCCUCUAUGCCCACCUGGAGUACAGGGACCGCCUGGAGCAGGUGGCCAAGGACUUGUACAGCAUCGCCUAG
Molecule: messenger RNA, 1071 nt
Organism: Balearica regulorum gibbericeps (East African grey crowned-crane)
Lineage: Eukaryota; Metazoa; Chordata; Aves; Gruiformes; Gruidae
Source: RefSeq, a predicted model, not a curated record